AUGCUUUGUCUAAAUCGACGCAGAACAUUAAAUUUUCAAAAUGCCCAACCUUGUACUCCGUCCACUUCAAUUACCUCCCUUCAAUUAGACGAACCAGAUAUUGAUGAUGUUGAUUUGACUGAAAAUGAAAUUAUUGAUGUUGAAAAUGGGAAAAAUAACUUUGAAGAUAAUAUCGAAACUUUACAAACAGAAAAACAAAAAUUUCCAAAAUCUCCUUCAAUUGAGACAAAAACAACAACUCAAAGAAAAAGGGAUGCUUCGCCUAUUUCAAUUCCAGAAAGGCCAAUGAAAUUAUUACGUGUUGAUUCUGAUUCACUCAAAUUUUAUUUUCUCGAUGCUUUUGAAAAUAUUUACACAAAACCUGGGACAGUUUAUUUAUUUGGAUAUUUAAAUUCAACAGAUAUUAAACCCCAAAGUUGUUGCAUUACUUUAAGAAAUAUUACAAAACAAUUAUUUUUCCUAAAACGGGAAAUUUUUGUAACCAAAUGUUUUAUUUCACCUGAUGCUUCUGUGCCAAAAGAAUGUCAAACAGUUGAAGUUUGGGCUAAGUGCAAUUUUGGGCGUAUCCCUACAAAUCUUUCUGGUGACUGUUUCAGCCAUGUGAUGAACACAACAACUACUGCUUUAGAACGUGUUCUCAUUGAGCGUGAAAUUUAUGGUCCGUGUUGGCUUGAAAUUCGAAAUGCCAGAAAAAAAGAAGAUGGGGAUCCUCACGUUUCCUAUUGCCAACAUGAAUAUUCACUAAAUAUGGAUCAAAUGGACUAUAUUUCUAUGUCCUCUACAUUGCCUACUCCAUUACCUCCACCUUCAAUUACUUUGGUUGUUUUAAACAUUUUGACUGCUUUAAAUCCAAAAACAAAAGACACUCAGAUUGUUAUGAUUUCUUUAAUUCAUCACUCCUGUAAUUUAGAAAUGUCUACAAAUUUUGAUCCAAAAUCUUUAAUAACUAAACGAUUUUGUGUUGUUUCAAAAUUCAACAAAGGAUUGCCUCUUCCAUUUGAUUUGGAGGACCAAUUAAAAAAUAAUGGAAUUUCAACAAUGGUUCGUAAAGUUGGAGAUGAAUUGUCGUUACUAAACAUUUUCUUAUCAAAAAUUGCAGAACUUGAUCCAGAUAUGAUUUUGGCACAUGAUUUAAACGCUCAAUUAACAUUACUUCAGACGAGAAUUGAAAAGUAUAAUAAACUUAAAAAAUGGGAUAGACUUGGUCGAAUAAAGAAUAAGGACCAAAUUCAAAAGAUUGGUCGAUCGAAAUUUGCUCAAUGGGAAUUAACUGCUGGAAGGCUUUGUUUAGAUUCGAAAAUAGCUGCUUCUGAACUGAUACAUUGCCGAAGUUAUGAAAUGGAAGAUUUAGUUGAAACUUUAUUGAAAAUGAACAGACAAAAUCUUAGCACAGAACAAAUAUCAGAGCCUUUUUUAAUAACAAAUCCAAAAGUUAAAUUAAUUGAUUUAAUUAAAUGGAAUUGGAAUGAAAAUUUAUAUACACUUAAACUUGUUGAGCAUCUUAAUUCUAUUCCUUUGUUUGUACAAAUUACACAAAUUGUUGGUGGAGUUUUGUCACGUACAUUAAUGGGCGGUCGUGCAGAAAGAAAUGAAUAUUUACUACUCCACGCGUGCCAUCGAAACAAUUCAAUAAAAUCUGUCAAAUCAAAUGUGCCAAAGAAAAAAAUCCAAGACAAAAAAUUGCCUUCAAAAAGUGGAGAAAAUAAUCAAGAAAUAAAUGAUGGAGAUAUUGAAGUAGUUGUGGAUACUGAACCUAUUCAGGAAGAAGAAAAUGAAAUAACAUUUCCCAAACAAGAAGAGAAAAUAACCAAAAAUAAUAAAAAAACACAAUAUACUGGUGGUUUGGUUUUGGAACCAAAAAUAGGACUUUAUGAGACAUUUAUUAUACUUUUGGAUUUUAACAGUUUAUAUCCAAGUAUUAUUCAAGAAUUUAAUAUUUGUUUUACUACUGUUGACCAGGCUUUUGAUGAUUUGGCAGAAAUUGAUUUACCUAAUGCACCCGGCUCAAGUCGUCCAGAUGGAAUUUUAAAAAAUGAAAUUCGAAAACUUGUAAAUAGGCGAAAAGAAGUUAAGAAAUUAAUGAGUAAAGAGAAACACGAUUCUGAAAAAUAUCAACAAUAUAAUAUAAGACAACUCGGUCUUAAAUUAACAGCUAACAGUAUGUAUGGAUGUUUAGGCUUCAAACAAUCACGCUUUUUUGCUAAAACUCUUGCAGCAAUGAUUACCUCAAAGGGAAGAGAAGUAAAAUUAAAAAAAUAUUUUAAUUUAAAAAUUAUAUUUUUAAAGUUACUUUUGCAUGCAAAAACUUUGGUUGAGAAUGAAAACUUUUCUGUAAUUUAUGGUGACACCGAUUCUUUAAUGGUUAAUACAAAUACAACAAACUUUUUGGAAGCUAAACAAAUUGGACAAAAACUUAAACAAGUUGUUAAUAAAAAUUAUUCUCUUCUUGAAUUAGAUAUUGAUGGAAUUUAUAAAAGACUUCUUUUGUUGAAGAAAAAGAAAUAUGCUGCACUUUCUGUUGAUUUUAAUGAUGAAAAUUUAACUACAGCCGAAUUGAAAGGAUUGGAUAUUGUGAGGAGAGAUUGGUCUGAAUUGGCAAAAGAUAUUGGAUUAGAGAUUGUCAAUUUAAUUCUUUCCUCAAUUGAUCGAAAAACACUUAUUGAACGAAUAACUUCUGUUCUAGCUUUACGACGAGAAGAUUUAGAGGAUGGACGAUUCCCACUAGAAAAAUUUGAAAUCUUAAAGCAAUUAACUCGAGACCCCGCUGAUUACAAAGACAUAAAAUCACAACCACAUGCAGUUAUUGCACGCCGAUUGAAUGAAUCCAAAAAGUUUAGACUACGGCAGGGUGAUAUUGUAAAAUAUAUUAUUUGUACGGAUGGGACAAAUAACCCUCCAACUCAAAGAGGAUAUCACUCAUCUGAAAUUUUAGCUAAUGAAGAAUUAUCUGUUGAUAAGAAUUACUACUUGGCUCAACAAAUUCACCCAGUUGUCAUGCGACUUUGUGAACCAAUCGUUGAAAUAGACUCCUAUAAAAUCGCAGAAAUUUUGGGUAAUUAUUUAUAA
Meloidogyne enterolobii is the source of this 3066-nucleotide messenger RNA. NCBI's taxonomy places the organism in Eukaryota, Metazoa, Nematoda, Chromadorea, Rhabditida, Meloidogynidae. The record is from the annotation of a GenBank genome assembly.